CGCGGUCACGCGCGUUCCGGCUUCUCACGGACCCGCGUGAACACGCACGAGGCCGGGGACGCGACAGGAAGCUGCCGGCAUGGUGAUUCCAUUUUCAAUAAAGAACUGCUUCCAGUUCCUUUGUAGCCACAAGGUCCCAGCAGCUAGCUUGAAAACUACAGUAAGAAGUGGGCUCAUCCUACAGUCGAUUUCCAAUGACGUUUAUCAGAAUCUGGCUGUGGAAGACUGGAUCCAUGACCAUGUGAGCCUAGAAGACAAGCCAGUCCUUUUCUUUUGGAGAAAUUCUCCGUCAGUUGUGAUUGGCAGGCAUCAGAAUCCCUGGCAGGAAUGUAAUCUGAAUCUGAUGAGAGAAGAAGGUAUAAAACUGGCCCGGAGGAGGAGUGGUGGAGGGGCAGUCUACCAUGACUUGGGCAAUAUCAAUUUGACUUUCUUUACAACCAGAAACAAAUACGACAGGAUGAAGAAUCUGAAAUUAGUUGUGAGAGCCCUGAACACUGUUCAGCCCCAGCUGGAUGUGCAAGCUACCAAAAGAUUUGACCUUUUGCUUGAUGGACAGUUUAAAAUCUCAGGAACAGCCUCUAAGAUUGGCCGGACGACUGCCUACCACCACUGUACCCUUUUGUGUUGUACUGAUGGAACCACCUUGUCUUCGGUACUAAAGAGCCCUUCCCCGGGGAUCCAGACGAAUGCCACGACCAGCACUCCCGCCGUGGUAAAGAAUCUGCUUGAGAAAGAUCCCACCCUGACCUGUGAGGCGGUGACGAAAGCCGUCGCUGCCGAGUAUGCUGCCUGUCAUCAGCUUGAUGAUCACAUCACCCUAAUCAACCCAGCCGAUGAGACCCUGUUCCCUGGGAUAAACAGCAGAGCCCAAGAGUUACAAACUUGGGACUGGCUAUAUGGCAAAACUCCAAAGUUUAGUAUCAACACUUCCUUUAAUGUUUUAUGUGGACACUCAUGUCUAGAAAUUAAAGUAUUCAUAGAUGUAAAGAAUGGAAGAAUUGAAAUCUGCAGUAUUGAAGCACCUGAUCAUUGGUUGCCACUGGAAAUAUGUGACAAAUUCAAUUCAAGUUUUAUUGGCAGUAAGUUUUGCCCAAACGAAGCUACCAUGCUAACAGAUAUAUUACUUAGAACAUAUCCAGAAGACCAAAAACUGCACAGUAAAUGGAAUAUCCUCUGUGACAAAAUUAAGGGAAUAAUGUGAUUCCAAAAUUUCUUGAUACCAUUUCAGUGAGAAAAUAAAAAGAUUUCUGAUGCA
Ochotona princeps (American pika) is the source of this 1255-nucleotide messenger RNA. RefSeq names its product lipoyltransferase 1 (gene LIPT1). The transcript has 2 exons. The record is from RefSeq and is a predicted model, not a curated record. Gene Ontology annotation, biological process: protein lipoylation. Gene Ontology annotation, cellular component: mitochondrion; cytoplasm. Bases 80 to 1201 code for a protein of 373 amino acids. Gene Ontology annotation, molecular function: lipoyltransferase activity. Lineage: Eukaryota; Metazoa; Chordata; Mammalia; Lagomorpha; Ochotonidae.